CCUGCGCAGAACACCUGGCUGCGCUACUACCACUUCUCUUUAAGGGGGAGGAGGCGAGAGCCGAGGAGAGCCAUGGGGGGCUGCGAAGUCCGGGAAUUUCUUUUGCAAUUUGGUUUCUUCUUGCCUCUGCUGACAGCUUGGCCAGGCGAUUGCAGUCACGUCUCCAGCAACCAAGUUGUGUUGCUUGAUACAACAACUGUGCUGGGAGAGCUAGGAUGGAAAACAUAUCCAUUAAAUGGGUGGGAUGCCAUCACUGAAAUGGAUGAACACAAUAGACCCAUUCACACGUACCAGGUAUGUAACGUAAUGGAACCAAACCAAAACAACUGGCUUCGUACAAACUGGAUCUCCCGUGAUGCAGCUCAGAAAAUUUAUGUGGAAAUGAAGUUCACACUGAGGGAUUGUAACAGCAUCCCAUGGGUCUUGGGAACUUGCAAAGAAACAUUUAAUCUGUAUUAUAUGGAAUCAGAUGAGUCUCAUGGAAUUAAAUUCAAGCCAAGUCAAUAUACGAAAAUAGAUACAAUUGCUGCUGAUGAGAGUUUUACCCAGAUGGAUUUGGGUGAUCGUAUCCUCAAACUCAACACUGAAAUUCGUGAGGUGGGGCCUAUAGAAAGGAAAGGAUUUUAUCUAGCUUUUCAAGACAUUGGGGCAUGCAUUGCUCUGGUUUCAGUUCGUGUUUUCUACAAAAAAUGCCCCUUCACCGUUCGUAACUUGGCCAUGUUUCCUGACACCAUCCCGAGGGUUGAUUCUUCCUCUUUGGUUGAAGUACGGGGCUCUUGUGUGAAGAGUGCUGAAGAGCGUGAUACUCCUAAACUAUACUGUGGUGCUGAUGGAGAUUGGCUUGUUCCUCUUGGAAGGUGCAUCUGCAGUACAGGAUAUGAAGAAAUUGAAGGUUCUUGCCAUGCCUGCAGACCAGGAUUCUAUAAAGCGUUUGCCGGAAAUACAAAGUGUUCUAAAUGCCCUCCACACAGUUUAACCUACAUGGAAGCGACUUCUGUCUGUCAGUGUGAAAAGGGUUACUUCCGAGCUGAAAAAGACCCACCUUCCAUGGCAUGUACUAGGCCACCUUCAGCUCCUAGGAAUGUGGUUUUUAACAUCAAUGAAACAGCCCUUAUUUUGGAAUGGAGCCCACCAAUUGACACAGGAGGCAGAAAAGAUCUCACAUACAGUGUGAUCUGUAAGAAAUGUGGCUUAGACACCAGCCAGUGUGAGGACUGUGGUGGAGGACUCCGCUUCAUCCCAAGACAUACUGGCCUGAUCAACAAUUCUGUGAUAGUACUUGACUUUGUGUCUCACGUGAAUUACACCUUUGAAAUAGAAGCCAUGAAUGGAGUUUCUGAGUUGAGUUUUUCUCCCAAGCCAUUCACAACUAUUACUGUGACCACGGAUCAAGAUGCACCUUCACUGAUAGGUAUGGUAAGGAAAGACUGGGCAUCCCAAAAUAGCAUUGCCCUCUCCUGGCAAGCACCAGCCUUUUCCAAUGGAGCCAUUCUGGACUACGAGAUCAAGUACUAUGAGAAAGUCUACCCCCGGAUAGCGCCGGCAUUUUGGCACUACCUGCGGGUAGAAGACCAUGAACAACUCACCUACUCCUCCACGAGGUCCAAGGCCCCCAGUGUCAUCAUCACGGGGCUCAAGCCGGCCACCAAGUAUGUAUUUCACAUCCGAGUGAGGACUGCAACAGGAUACAGUGGCUACAGUCAGAAAUUUGAAUUUGAAACAGGCGAUGAAACUUCUGACCUGGCAGCAGAGCAAGGGCAGAUCCUGGUGAUUGCCACCGCAGCCGUUGGAGGGUUCACUCUGCUUGUCAUCCUCACGCUGUUCUUCUUAAUCACUGGGAGGUGUCAAUGGUACAUAAAAGCCAAAAUGAAAUCAGAAGAGAAGAGGAGAAACCACUUACAAAAUGGGCAUUUACGUUUCCCAGGAAUUAAAACUUACAUCGAUCCAGAUACAUAUGAAGACCCAUCCCUAGCAGUCCAUGAAUUUGCAAAGGAGAUUGAUCCCUCAAGAAUUCGCAUUGAGAGAGUCAUCGGGGCAGGUGAAUUUGGAGAAGUCUGUAGUGGGCGUUUGAAGACACCUGGAAAAAGAGAGAUCCCAGUUGCCAUCAAAACUUUGAAAGGUGGCCACAUGGAUAGACAAAGAAGAGAUUUUCUAAGAGAAGCCAGUAUCAUGGGUCAAUUUGACCACCCAAAUAUCAUUCGACUAGAAGGUGUUGUCACAAAAAGAUCCUUCCCAGCUAUUGGGGUAGAAGCAUUUUGCCCCAGCUUCCUGAGGGCAGGAUUUUUAAAUAGCAUCCAGGCCCCACAUCCAGUACCAGGAGGAGGAUCUUUGCCCCCAAGGAUUCCGGCUGGCAGACCAGUAAUGAUUGUGGUGGAAUAUAUGGAGAAUGGAUCCCUAGACUCCUUUUUGCGGAAACAUGAUGGCCAUUUCACAGUCAUCCAGUUAGUCGGUAUGCUCCGAGGCAUUGCAUCAGGCAUGAAGUAUCUUUCUGAUAUGGGUUAUGUUCAUCGGGACUUAGCAGCUCGGAAUAUAUUGGUCAACAGCAACUUAGUAUGUAAAGUUUCGGAUUUUGGUCUCUCCCGAGUACUAGAAGACGAUCCAGAAGCUGCUUACACUACAACUGGUGGGAAAAUCCCCAUAAGAUGGACAGCUCCAGAAGCUAUCGCCUACAGAAAAUUCUCCUCAGCCAGUGAUGCAUGGAGUUAUGGUAUUGUCAUGUGGGAGGUCAUGUCCUAUGGAGAGAGACCUUAUUGGGAAAUGUCUAACCAAGAUGUCAUUCUGUCCAUUGAAGAAGGUUACAGACUUCCAGCUCCCAUGGGCUGUCCAGCAUCUCUACACCAACUGAUGCUCCAUUGCUGGCAGAAGGAGAGAAAUCACAGACCAAAAUUUACUGACAUUGUCAGCUUCCUUGACAAACUGAUCCGCAAUCCCAGUGCCCUUCACACCCUGGUGGAGGACAUCCUUGUAAUGCCAGAGUCACCUGGCGAAGUUUCCGAAUAUCCUCUAUUUGUCACAGUCGGUGACUGGCUGGAUUCUAUAAAAAUGGGGCAAUAUAAGAAUAACUUCAUGGCAGCAGGGUUUACGACUUUUGACCUGAUUUCAAGAAUGAAUAUUGAUGACAUUAGAAGAAUUGGGGUCAUCCUCAUUGGACACCAGAGACGAAUAGUCAGCAGCAUACAGACUUUACGUUUACACAUGAUGCAUAUACAAGAGAAAGGAUUUCACGUAUGAAAGUACGAUAACACCUGUGCUUUGUGCCUCAGCAUUUCUAAAAUGAAAAACAUCUUCUCUAUCACCCUCUUCUGACUCUCAAAACGUCGCUUCACAAAUCGCAGGCUCCUUUUCAGACUAUGGGCACACACCUCAUGUUCAUGCUUCCAACCUGGAUUGUAAAAUCAUGCUGCAUAGAUCCUCUCUGAGUAACCUGCACAUAAAACCCUCGCCCACUGCAGAUUAUCGCUACACAGUGGUAAAUAACUCAGCAUGGAUGUGUAACUUUGUAUGGCUGUAUUUGGGAAGUUUUCACGGAUUAACCUAAAGAAAUUUGUCCAGACGUGGUUUCCUCAAUGAUGUACUUAGAGUUUGAUGGAAGAUGAGAAAUAGUUGACCUUUCAUGUUUUGUGACCAAGUAGCUCCCAUAUUGACAUAAAUAUUUAUUUUUAGAUCAUUAUAAUCAACUCUAUGGGUUGUAUUGUUACUUUAUUUUUAAUAGUUUCACUUUUGGCACCUGAUGUUAGCAUUAUUUGCAGAAAUGACUGAUGAUUCCAUGUAGUGAACUCGUGUCAGGCAAGACUAUGGUGAGAAAGGGGUUAUCGAGUAGGGAGAGGGAGAAAAAUACUGUGCUUUUAAAUCCUCUAAGCUUUGAUUUUUUUUUUAAAUUAACUUUAUAGUAUCAUAUUCCAUAGUAGGUGGUAGUUUAGAGGUUCUUCCCCUCUAAUUUUUUAAUUAAUAGUUGUAUAUUUUUCUACUACCUUAUGAAGAUCGCUCCUGGAAAGACCAACAGUGAGCUCACUGCUCUAAUGGUUUUCAUAGACUGGAGAAUAGAAAAAGCCUAUGACUGCUCCCCUGGUUCAUCUUCACAUAUUUACAAACGUAAUGAUCAAAGCACUGAGAAAAUUAGUUGUCCUCAGUAGGACUGCUUUGAAUAAAAGAAUUAAGAAUAUAGCCUUAGAUUUCAUAUAAAAUGAUUCAUUUAAACCAAAUUUUAUAAUAGCUAUAUGCUGAC
This is a messenger RNA of Tupaia belangeri chinensis (Chinese tree shrew), 4225 nucleotides long. It is a transcript of the gene EPHA6, whose product is annotated as EPH receptor A6. Bases 73 to 3231 code for a protein of 1052 amino acids. The transcript is spliced from 19 exons. Gene Ontology annotation, cellular component: plasma membrane; dendrite. Gene Ontology annotation, biological process: protein phosphorylation; ephrin receptor signaling pathway; axon guidance. NCBI's taxonomy places the organism in Eukaryota, Metazoa, Chordata, Mammalia, Scandentia, Tupaiidae. The record is from RefSeq and is a predicted model, not a curated record. Gene Ontology annotation, molecular function: ATP binding; transmembrane-ephrin receptor activity; protein binding.